Molecule: messenger RNA, 702 nt
Organism: Hydatigera taeniaeformis
Lineage: Eukaryota; Metazoa; Platyhelminthes; Cestoda; Cyclophyllidea; Taeniidae
Source: the annotation of a GenBank genome assembly
AUGGGUAGCGAGGAUCAUGCUUCUAGUUCGGCACUUGGAGAUUCUGGACCUCUUCUUGUCCACAACAAUGUUGUUUCAUCGGUCGAUCUGGCCUGUCCAAUUGAAUUGAGGAAAGUUGUCAUGUACAUCAGAAAUGCCGAAUAUAAUCCACGACGCUUUACCGGAUGUGUUAUCAGACUCAGGGAGCCGCGAGUAACAUGUCUCCUUUUUAGCACAGGAAAAAUGGUUACAACAGGUGGCAGGUCAGAAGAAUCGAAUAAUUUGGGUGCCAGGAAAUGUGCUCGUGUGAUACAAAAGCUGGGUUUCCCUGUCCAGUUCAAUAAUUUUCGGAUCCAAAACGUCGUUGGAAUAGUCGAUCUGAAGUUUCCCAUCCGUCUUGAGGGUCUACUUAUGGCAAAUGAACAGAUGUCGCAGUAUGAACCGGAAAUUUUCCCUGGUCUUAUUUAUCGAAUCAUUAAUCCAAAAUUGGCGAAGCGCACCAAAAAAGUUGGUAUCGUCGGUAAAUAUGGUACGCGCUACGGUGCUUCAUUAAGAAAGACCGUGAAGAAGAUUGAAGAGGCUUUAAGGCGUAAGGCUGCUGGCAUAUGGGCGUGUAAACGCUGUGGGAAACAGAUAGCCGGUGGAGCCUAUGUUUGCAGUACAACAGCUGCUGCUACCACUCGCGCAGCUAUCCGUCGUCUUCGUGAGACUCUUAAGGCGUGA